[Candida] anglica is the source of this 1617-nucleotide messenger RNA. NCBI's taxonomy places the organism in Eukaryota, Fungi, Ascomycota, Pichiomycetes, Serinales, Debaryomycetaceae. The record is from the annotation of a GenBank genome assembly.
AUGUCUGCAGAUCCUGUUACACCACCGCCACCAGUGCCAGCCAAGGACGAUAUAUCACCAAGGAAGAGUGAUCAAGUGAAUGAGACCCAUGAGGAUGGAUCAAAACAAACACCACCAAAAUCACAAUCGCAGGCACAAUCUCCAAUUUUGCUUGUAGACAACACACCAUUGACUUAUGAUUUGAAUGAUGAUCUUUCAACCAUUUCAAUUUCACGUCAAUUGGAGUCCUAUCGCUCACCCCAUUUGAAUGAAAACUCGGAUUUGUUUGCAGUACUGGACACGGUACACCAAAUAAUAUCAAGGAAACUUGAAAGUUUGAACUCCGAGAACGAAACUAAUGAAAUCAAUUCCGAUCAAGUAAAGUUUUGGAUCUCAUAUCUUGAAGACACGUCAAAUGCCAACCUAGUACGUAAUGGUAAAAUAAAUUUACUUGAACAAUAUAUUUCCAAUGGGAUUCCUCAACAUUUACGUGGCUUAAUUUAUCUCAAAACUUUACAAGUACGUUAUAAAUUAACCAAGGAAAAUUAUAAUAACCUUCUUAAGAAGGCACUUAAUUCCCCAAAAGUUAAGGAUCAAAACUCGUACUUUGAGGCAUUAUCAGUAGAUCAAUCACUUAAUGAUAAUCUUAAGAUAUUCACAUAUAUAACAUCAGAUUUGAUUUCUACAAAUAGUUCAAGACUUGAAGCUAUUAAUAGUGAAACUUCUCUUUCAUGUAACUACGAAAGUACUUCACAUCUCCCACCAAAUGGAUUUGUUGUGAAUGUGGGGAAACUUUUACAAAAGUUACCAAAUCUUGAAAUUGAAGAUGGAUUAUUUUUACUUUUAAAAUUCAAUAAAAUAUAUUUGAAUUUGAUUAAAGAUGAAUUUUUCUACAAGGCAAAUCGUUCAUUAGAACAAAUAUCUCCAAAGAUAUUCUUACACAUUAGUAAACAAGGCAUUGACCUUAAUCAUAUGUACAAGAAAACCUUGGGGAAAUUUUUUGAAGGAUUUAUGGAACAAGAUGUAUUAAUAAAACUUUUAGACUUUGUUUUAUUUGAAGGAUUUGAUUUUAUCAUAAGAUUUUAUGUUUCAAUUUUUGCCAAAAAUGGAGAUAAAUUAAUGAAAUUAGAUGGUGAUAAUUUACAAGAUUUCAUUAAUGGAGAUGAAUUAUUUAAGUAUAUUAAUACUGAAGAGUUCCAAUUUGAAGAUGUUCUUAAAAAUCAACCAGAUCUUAUCAAAUAUGAAAAUGAAUAUCAUUUAUUACAUGCCAACUCAUUAAACCAUAAUAACAAUGAAUUGGCCAAUUUAAAAGAGGUUAAUGAAGAUCUUAAUGUUAAAAUAUUAGAUUUAAAGAAACAAUUGGAAAAUUUGAAAACAACUCAUUCAGAAAUUAUUGAUCAAAGUACGUCAUACACACAGCAAUUAAAUGAGGCACAAGAUGAGAAAUUAGAAUUAAAUUCAAUGAGAGAUAAAUUGAAGUUACAAUAUGAAAACUUGAGUAUGAAGGAGAAUGUUAAAAACACUAUUAGGGCUAAUAAAGAGUUUAGCAUUAGAAACUCGGAAUUAGAGGAACAAAUUGACCAAAUUAAGGGUAAUAUUAGCCGGAAAAGAGAGAAAUUAGCUAAGUUAGUUUCAUAA